Molecule: messenger RNA, 1021 nt
Organism: Klebsormidium nitens
Lineage: Eukaryota; Viridiplantae; Streptophyta; Klebsormidiophyceae; Klebsormidiales; Klebsormidiaceae
Source: the annotation of a GenBank genome assembly
UGGCCCGUGGCUGCAUGCAGGAAAGACGAACAUCGAAAAGCAGUGGACAUUAGUUUAGCGUCCAGCAAUGCUGUCGAAGCUUGAGCACGAUGAUCACAUUUUCGAUUCGCGCACAACCCGAGUAACAGAUUGCACUGAAGAAGAAUUGUGCACUCUUCACACCAAUGACACCAUAUUGUACUUGAUUGGCUGGAUGGAGAAGACUGCGCAGAGUCUGUGAAGAAUGAAGGCUGUUGUAGGUAGCAGGCUACAACAAGAUGCUCGAACAGAAGCAACACAGGGGCAGCCGCUCUUGGGAGCCUCCGAUUUGCGGUCGAUGAAUGGCAGAACGGGUGGCCGCACAAUGGACACAACCGUGGUGGGAGAGACCUCUUUCGAUUUAGUGGCAACGAAAGCUCGAGUGUACAAGAAUUUUGAGGAGACUGCCAGCACCAAGUUCAAACACUUUUUCAGGUCCGAGGAGAUGGACCGGUUGCUGCAAACGUGCAUCCUCUACUUCGUGGCCAUCUUCCAGAAGGACGCAAUCGAACAGCGCAUUGCAAAGGCGGGAUGCACGGAUGAGUCCGAUCGGGAGAUGCUGAACGCAGCGGUGCAAGAUAUUGCCGAGAACCUGAGGGCCUUGGGGCCCGUCUACUCGUCGAUCUUGCUAACGCAGAGUGACUACAAGCACGCGCAGCAGGACAAAGCCUUCUUUGAGUCGCUGUACGAGGCGACGGGCCAAGUCAUGAAAGAAGCGUUCGCCGGGCAGCGGAAAGUGGGCGACGUGGAAGCGGAGCUGAGCCGCAUCUUCCGCACGGACCACUUCAACCUGGUGAAGCGGCGGAGCGAGCGGCAGGCCAACACGCGCGCGCGCAGCAUGGGCAUCCGGGAGCUGUACGCCGUCAAGAACGACCCAGGAGACCCGGGGCUCAGCCGGCGAGUUGUGGCUGCGCUCAACCGGAAGAGCGACCAGAUCCCGGUUCAAACGGCGCUCCACAGCUGUUCUCCAAUCAUGGGCAGCCUUCUGCCGAGCACGAUAUGA